Messenger RNA from Ruditapes philippinarum (Manila clam), 834 nucleotides. RefSeq names its product scavenger receptor class F member 2-like. Gene Ontology annotation, molecular function: scavenger receptor activity. The transcript has 6 exons. NCBI's taxonomy places the organism in Eukaryota, Metazoa, Mollusca, Bivalvia, Venerida, Veneridae. The coding region runs from base 1 to 834 and encodes 277 amino acids. The record is from RefSeq and is a predicted model, not a curated record.
AUGACUGCAAUCCUAAAUCCAGAGAAUGCAAUAAAGGUUGUAAACCAGGAUGGGUUGGAACGUUCUGCAACAGCAAUAAAAUGUCAGGCUUUGAAGUUUGGCACAGAUUGCAAGGAAAUUUGUUCUGUCAAUUGGAUACAUGGUUAUUGCAAUAACGUCAACGGCAAUUGUAUGUAUGGAUGCAAGCCAGGUAAUCAAGGAGAUAAGUGUGAAAGAAAAUGUGAAGCAUUGAAGUUUGGUAUAGAAUGCAAAGAAAGUUGUUCCUCAAAUUGCAAGCAUGGCCAUUGCAAUAACGUCAACGGCAAUUGUACUUUUGGAUGCAAGCCAGGUUAUCAAGGAAAUAAGUGUGAAAAAGAAUGCAAUUAUGGCCACUAUGGUGAUAAGUGCGCCCAUCAAUGUAAUGUUCAUUGUAUAAAAGGAAACAUAAUAUGUAGACAUACAGAUGGAGAAUGUGUGAAUGGUUGUCAGGCAGGGUGGAUUGGUCAAAGACGUGAUUCAAAAUGUAUGCUCGGGAAGUUCGGUCAAGUGGUGAGAAUUGUCAAUCAAAUUGUAAAGCCGAUGUAUGUGACUACAUCAAUGGCAAUUGUGUUGAAGGUUGCAAGCCAGGCUUUCAAGGAAACAAGUGCAAAGAAAGUAAGUGUAUCGCCGAGCUAUGGUGAUGCUGAUGCAAAUGAAACAAAUAAAACAGAAACUGUAACAACUGGAGCAGCAACAGAAGCAGCAACUGAAAUAGCAAAAGUUCAGAUAGAUGCCAUUGAAAAUGAAUCUCAUCAAUAUACAGAUCUGAGUCCCGAUACGAAAGAUGAAGCAACAUAUGAAACUAUACAUGAAUGA